This is a messenger RNA of Maniola jurtina (meadow brown), 2305 nucleotides long. RefSeq lists its product as uncharacterized. The transcript has 3 exons. The record is from RefSeq and is a predicted model, not a curated record. Bases 158 to 610 code for a protein of 150 amino acids. Gene Ontology annotation, biological process: sleep; positive regulation of voltage-gated potassium channel activity; regulation of synaptic transmission, cholinergic. NCBI's taxonomy places the organism in Eukaryota, Metazoa, Arthropoda, Insecta, Lepidoptera, Nymphalidae.
ACUUGUGGUGUGUCAUUCAUUCAUCAUUCAUUGUUGUGUGAUUGGUGUCAUUGUUGACGUGCUGUUGACCCGCGAUUUGCAAUCAAAAAUGAAAAGUUUAAAAUAAUUUAGUGUUCAUUGAGAGCUUGUUUUAUUUACAUUAUAUUAAAGCUCCACAAUGAAUUAUCAACCCAUUUUUCUAUGUUUAUUAGUAGGGGUGAUCGUGGUUGAAGAAGCAAGCUGCCUUCAUAAGCGCUGCAUGAAAUGUAGAUCAAGAGGUGAAUUAGGUUCCUGCGGAGAUCCUUUUCCUUACAAUGUAACAGAUGCUGAUACAGAAGCCGGUAUCCAUGUGGUGGCAUGUCCAUCCGGUUGGUGUGGAAAGAUUAUUGAAGGAACAACUGGUGCCUUUAGGACUGAUGAUUAUGGUGCGGCAACACAAAGGAUGUGUCUCCAGAGAUCGCCGAGUGAUGAUGAAGAGAGGUGCGCCUACACAAUGUGGAAUCACAGAAAAGUUUACAUGUGCUUCUGUAAUGGUGAUCUUUGCAAUUCUGCCUAUAAGAACUCUGCACCUCCAAUUAUGUUAGCUACUAUAUUAGUUGUUGUAUAUAAUUAUCUUCAAUUUAGUUUAUGAAUGUUUUUAGGUAACUUGAAUUAAAUGGAUAAAUGAUCUGAACAUUCCAAAAUUGUGAUAUUUGGCCAUUGACUUAAUAUACGAGCAAGACUACAAAUUCUUAAGAAAAGUUCACAACAAAAACUUUCGAAAUUGCAUCAUUAGUCUUUGAGAUAAUCGCGACAAUACAUACUUACAUACAUAUGCACGGUUCGAAUACAUAACUUCGUGUUUUUGAAGACAGUUAAAAAAAGCGUCCAUGAGUCCCAGACAGUACUGUAACAUAGAACAAUAACAAAUUCAAUCUAACUUAGACGUCAUUUAGACGAGAGGUGCAAUUACAAUCACUAAACUGAACAAAAAACAUGCCCUGAGCAUAGCAAUAGCUGUGAUAGCCUAGUGGUUAACAGUUAAGAUGUUCAUCUCCAAUCGGGAGGUUGGGGGUUUGACUUUAGGCCUGCAUUCUAUCUUUUUGGAGUUAUGUGUGUUUUAAGCAAUUAAGUAUCACUUGCUUCGGUCACAGUCAAAGAUAACAUGCAUGCCUGAAAAUUCGCCAUAGUGUUCUCAAAGAUAAUAGCCGAACCCCUUCUCAUUCUGAGAGAAAACCUGUGUUCAGUAGUGGGCCGGUGAUGGAUUGGUCAUGAAGCAUAGUGUAAGCUCUGGGUGGGACACUUUGUCUUGGAAAUAUGUGUAAAUGUAAUUUUGUUGGUCUUGCUGGAAUAUUAGGUUGAACACUUUCAUAUUUAAAUUCUACUAUCUAGUUCUAUGAAUCUAUGAUAUAAGUUUUUUACGUGCUCGAAAUAGUGCAUGAAAAAAUCAAGAAAAAUCAUUUGAUAUUUCUUUUAGAUUAUUAUCUUAAUAGUCAUAGACAUUACUGUUAUGAUUGAUAAUAAUAAUUUAAUUUUAAUUGAUAUAAAGAUUAAAUUAUUUAAAAUACUGGUUUUUUCUAAUGACAUGAUUUUGUGAUAACUUUUUAUAUCUUAUCUAAGGCUUAUCAUUUGCAGUCCAUUAAUAUUACUGUAUCUUAUUAUUAUUAGUAAAUUAGUUAAGUUUAUUACUAUCAAUUUUAAUGAAUUUUUUUCCAUCCUAUUAUUGUGAUCUAAUAGACAGAAUAAGUAACAGUUUAGUAGGAUUUUUAUUAAUAUUGAUUUAUAUAAGUAUCUUUGAUUGUAUUUUUGGAUACUGGAUAGUUACUUACAAAGGUACACAACUGCACAUAGAUCUGAAUUUACUAAUUCUAUUAUAAUAUAGGUAUAGGUGACCAAGCCUGAAUGUGUUUAGUUCAAUAUAUUUUAUACUCAUUUUAAACUGUAGAUUGUACAUACUUAAAUAAGUGCUCUUGUCCUCUUCAGUUGUAUCUAAAUCAGGAAAGAUAGUUUGCUAUCCAAAAUGACUUGUGGUCUUCAUACUUAUAUUUACAAAGAUCUAAGUUUACUAAUUCUAUUAUAAUAUGUAUGGAUCACUAGCGUGUGUUCAAUUAAAUAUGAUACAUAUAUUAUAUACUUAUUUAAACUGUAGAUGGUAAAUACUUAAAUAAGUGCUCUUGUGAUCUUCAAUUGUAUAUGAAUCAAGAAAGAUAGUCUGUUAUCCAAAAUGACUUGUAGUAUUCAUACUAAAGGUCCAAACGCAUUCACGCUGCGCUUGCUCAAUGCGACGCGACGCGGCAGUACCUUGCUCCAUAGAAACUCAUAUAAACUAGCUGAUGCCCGCGACUUU